Messenger RNA from Thecamonas trahens ATCC 50062, 2521 nucleotides. RefSeq lists its product as uncharacterized. Lineage: Eukaryota; Apusomonadida; Apusomonadidae. Bases 56 to 2521 code for a protein of 821 amino acids. The record is from RefSeq and is a predicted model, not a curated record. The transcript is spliced from 2 exons.
CUCAAACUCAACCACACACGCACAUACGCAUAUACAUCACAUCACACUGCGCUGCAUGUCGGAACCAGACGGCGACCAUGGACCGCCGCCGCUGCCGCCGCUGGCAGCCAAGGAGCAGAACCUACACUCGCGACUGGAUGCUAUGGAAGCAGACAUGGAGCACAUCCUAGCUCUUGUUGAGGGCUCGGGAAAGCUUCCUGCUUCGCCUCCUCAGUCCAAGGCUGCUGACCCGCCUACCGUCACCGCGAAUGAUUCCGACGACGAGUUUGCUGCUGCCUUUGGCGAGGGCUUCUCGGACGACGACAGCAGCCAGAAUGGCGACCAGGAUGGCGACCAGGAUGGCGACCAAAGUGGGGACCAAGGUGGCGACCAAGAUGGCGACCAGGAUAGCGACCAGGAUGGCGACCAAGGUCGGGUCCAAGGUGGCGACCAAGAUGGCGACCAGGAUAGCGACCAGGAUGGCGACCAAGGUCGGGUCCAAGGUGGCGACCAAGAUGGCGACCAGGAUAGCGACAAAGGUGGCGACCAAGAUGGUGAAGACGACCUAGGCAAGGUGUACAGCGACAACGACGUCGGCAAUGUAGGCAGUGAAGACGACGAAGUGAUCCGCAUCGACGAUCACAAGCCUGACCUUCCGUCUUCUCCCCAUCCUGUGGCUGACCCUCCUAUUGAGGUCGGUGGUGACGACGAUGACGAUCUGUUUGAAGCUGCUUUUGGUGACGACUUUGACUCUGCUGUCGAGACAGGCUCCGCCCCCAACCCAGGCACCGGCCCGUCUGCAGACGCCAACGCCGACGCCGACACCGACGCCGAUGCCGAAGCUGCCGGGGCAAUGUUUGCCUCCGCGUUUGAAGCGUCGGUCGUUGACACCCCGACCCGCAAGAUGCAGAUCUCCAUCGACCGCAAGCGUAGCAGCGAAAAGAUGGACUCAAUCCUGGCUUCGUUCGACGAGGCCUUUCCCUCGCCCACACCCUCUAUCCACGAGACCCAGGCCUGGCCAGCAUCGCCUGUUGCCGGCGCCACUGAAGCCACUGGCAACGAUGACGGCUUUGGUGCCAAUGACGGCUUUGGCGCCGCCUUUGAUGCCGCCUUUGACGACUUUGACCUCGAUACCACACCCGACGCCAAGGGCAAGAAGGGCAAGGGCAAGAGCAAGAGCAAGCUGCAAAACACCGCAUCGAUUGACUCGCUGUUGCAGAACCUUGACGACGAUGACGCUGCACAUGACGACGACGACGACGGUCUCGACGAGACUUGGGCGCCCGAGCGCGACGGCAGCGCCUCCUCUGAUGGCGGCGACGUCAUCGACGACGGCGUCGACCCGCUUGCCGCCCUCCUCUCCACCAUGGAAGACGACCGCGAACUUGAUGCCGCCCUUGACAAGGGCAAGGACGAGGCCGACUCCGUAUCUGGUCCAGACACGCCGGCGGCGGCCCAGCCGGAGCCGAUCUCGCUCGCCAGCACGCCACGCAGCGAGAAGACGGUGGUUAAGGUUCCUGCUGCGCUCAUCGACGCCUAUGCUCACAUGCAGGACUCGGCGCGCAAGACCAUGGCCGCCGCCAAAGACCUCUACCUCCGCGACUUGGAGCGCUACGAGAAGCUUGGUGACCAGGUUCCGGCCAUCAAGCUCAUCAAGCCCAAGACGUAUGCACACCGACUGGCUCUGGCGCUGCGGUCGUGCGGCAAGUCGGCCCGGUUCGUGGCCAAGACCAAGGGCGCAGCCAUCUCGCUCAAGUUUCUCGAGUCGGACAAGCGCCUCGGCAAGUUCAACGAGAACAACACCAAGCUUGUCCGUGUUGUCCGCCGCAUGGUCGUCAAGGCUGCCGGCGACGAAACCUACGACCACAUGUCGCCCGCCCUCGACACCCUGGCCUCGGCCGUCGACGCUUACGCCACCACUGUCUCGGCCUUUAUCGCCUCGGCCGGCGGCGCAACCGUCACCCCGAUGGACGCCACCACGGAAGCCCACACCCACGCCGUGGUCGACGUCGCCAACGCCUACACCUCCGUCCUCAACUCGGCCGAGCUCGCCUGGUCGCUCGACGAGUCCCAUGUUGUGCCCAAGCUCCUCUCGCUCGCCGAGGCGCACGCCGGCGCCGCUCCCGGUGCCCCUGUUCCCCGGCUCCCGCACAACGCCGACGACGUCUCGUCAUCUAACUCGGCCGACGCCAACGCCGAUGCCGACGCCGGUAACGACGCCGCCGACGAUCAGGACCCACAGGCCCAAGCCGGAAAUGACGUCCCGCUCGAGACCCUGGCCUCGCCUAACACCCGCCGCCGUCGCCGACCCAAGUCGUCCCGUCACUCCCGCCCUCUGCGCCGUGACUCGGACGCCUACUCGGCCUCCGCCUCGUGCGACGACAACCCCAAGGCCGCCGCCGAUCUUUCUGAUGCCUCUUCUGUCGCCUCCUCCGUCUCGGCGGGCAACGCAGCUCCCAACACCACUUCCGCCAACACCGCUGCCGCCACCACUCCUGCUAGUGGCAGCAAUGGCGGUGGUGGCUGCUGCAUCAUCCUCUGA